CAUCCUGUGAUGCUGGCUUCAGGGAACAGCUCUUCUCAUCCUGUGUCCUUCAUUCUGCUUGGGAUCCCAGGACUUGAGAAUUCCCAGUUUUGGAUUGCCUUUCCAUUAGGUGCCAUGUAUGUGGUGGCUAUAGUUGGAAAUAGUGCUGUCCUCCAUAUAAUCCGAACUGACCACACCCUGCAUGAGCCCAUGUACCUCUUUCUGGCCAUGCUGGCUUUCACUGACCUGGUCCUCUCUUCUUCCACUCAACCUAAAAUGCUGGCUAUACUCUGGUUUCAUGCUCAUGAGAUUGAAUACCAUGCCUGCCUCAUUCAGGUCUUCUUCAUCCACGCCUUUUCUUCUGUGGAGUCUGGGGUGCUCAUGGCUAUGGCCUUGGACCGUUAUGUGGCUGUCUGCUUCCCACUCCACCACCCUAGUAUCCUGACCCCAUCUGCAGUGUUUAAACUGGAGGCAGCUGUGAUGAUGAGAGGACUGCUGUGGGUGAGCCCCUUCUGCUUUAUGGUCUCCAGGAUGCCCUUCUGCCCCAACCAGGUCAUUCCCCAGUCAUAUUGUGAGCACAUGGCUGUGCUGAAGCUGGUGUGUGCUGACACCAGAGUAAAUCGUGCAUAUGGGCUCUUUGUAGCCUUCUCUGUGGUUGGGUUUGAUAUAACUGUCAUCAGUAUAUCCUAUGUGAUGAUUUUGAGAACAGUGCUGGGGUUGCCCUCUGGUGAAGCCCGGCUCAAGGCUUUCGGCACAUGUGCUUCCCACAUCUGUGUCAUCUUGGCUUUUUAUAUCCCAGCCCUGUUUACUUUCCUCACCCACCGUUUUGGACAUCAUGUGCCCCGAGUGGUUCGCAUCGUGUUGGCUAAUCUCUAUCCAUUGGUCCCUCCCACACUCAACCCCAUCAUCUACGCAGUUAGAACCAAACAGAUCAGGGACAGGGUUAUUCCAGGAUGUUGUGGAAAAGACCCCUGA
This is a messenger RNA of Ceratotherium simum simum (southern white rhinoceros), 954 nucleotides long. RefSeq names its product olfactory receptor family 52 subfamily R member 1 (gene OR52R1). The record is from RefSeq and is a predicted model, not a curated record. Lineage: Eukaryota; Metazoa; Chordata; Mammalia; Perissodactyla; Rhinocerotidae. Gene Ontology annotation, molecular function: G protein-coupled receptor activity; olfactory receptor activity. Gene Ontology annotation, biological process: G protein-coupled receptor signaling pathway. Gene Ontology annotation, cellular component: plasma membrane.